AAGAUGUGUAUCAAACCUGAUUUCCCACUAGCAUUUUACGGAUCACUUUGAAUAAUUGCCACAAAACUUAAUUAAAACAAAUCAUUCGUAAAAUGGUUUGAUACUGGGUUAAAUUCAGAGUUAAUUAUUAUUAAUAUUUCAUUAGUCGUCUUAAAACUUAAACCAUUUUUUUCAUUUCAUCCAACAAUAAUACAGUUUGAACAUGGUUAAAUCCAUGGGAAAUUACAUCUUGAUUUGGUUCUUUUUGGUUUCGAUUGUGCCGCUCAACUGUGAACCCGAUCAUUUGCAAUCUUGGAAAAACUUUUGGUCUAUUAGUGAUUCAGCUUUUAGAAAAUUAGGAAAUUACUUCGACAAUCAGUUAACACCGUUAAUCAAAUCGGAAUCUAUUUCAAGUUCUUGCCAAGGAUCGUUGUUGAAAUUCAUCGAUGGAAUUAAAAAUUUCGAUAUCGACAGUGUUAGGAUGUUUGAUUCCUGGGGUAAACUACCAUCAGGGUUACUAUUUGGAUCUUGGAGUGACCUAGGGUCGUUUGAUCAAUGUGUGUCGCUGGAAAACAGUCAAUAUUGUUUACUCACUGGAUCUAUGCCGUUGCCUUCCAAGCGACAACAUGAAGGUUUAUUCAUUCCACUUGAUAAAUCAUCAUUCAAUUUAACCGACCCUCUAUCAGUUCAUCUGUAUCCGUAUGCCCAUUAUUUUCAUAAUGUUAACUUAACAUUUGGUGUUUGUGCCCCUCGUGAGUGUUCACCUCAGGAGAUGACUUUAAUAGCUAAGUCACUGAUUCAUUCAUAUGGUCUUCAGAUGAAAGUCAAUGUUGAUUUAUGUCAACAUCGAGCCAAAUCAGGGAAUCAAAUAUUAUUCCGUGAAUAUGUUGCUCUGAUAAUCAUUUCAACUGUGAUUGCCUUGAACAUAUUUGGAACCAUUUAUUCAACGCAUCCAUUUCUUGGCCAUUUUAAUUUCCCGCUGAACUGGAGCAAGCUUUUAUCGACUACCAACAAUCAGCCCAAUCGCUCUUAUCCUUUCAUAGAGUGUUUCAAAUUUUUUGCUAUGAUUUAUCUCAUAUUGACUCAUGUUGGAUGGGCUUUUAAUCACAACUCUUUCCAUUCGAUCUUCAAAAUUCAAUCAAUGUACAAGGGAAUUCUUGGUUACUCAUUAUUACCCUCUUACAUGGGCUCUGAAGUUUACUUUCUUAUGACCGGACUUGAAUUGAUGACCUUUUUCCUUUCAUUCAAGGGAAAGUUCACUUUCUCUUCAGCAAUCAGUUUUCUUUUAAUACGAUGGGCUCGUUUUGUGACGCUUAUUGGCUUUUACAUUAGUCUUUAUAUCCUCGUCUUUUCUGAUCAUGUUCGUGAUUUAGUUGGUGGACCAUUUUGGUCUCAUCUUUACUCUGCUACAUCCAUACCUGGUACUUGUGGUGAGCGUUGGUACAGUCAUGUUUUGUUAUACAGUCAUUUGAUGGCUAAUCCUGAUAAUUGGAAUCUCUGUAUGAUGCCUGAUUGGUUUCUUCAAGUUGAUUUUAUUCUGGCUUUCAUGUUUCUGCUUGUUCUUUGGCCUUUGCGAAUGUCUCAUAAACGCUUAUCCAUUUCAGUGGCAAUGUUUUUCAUAUUUUCAGGGUCUGUGAUACUUGGUUUGGUCAUUUAUUAUAAAUCAGCAUCACCAACUUGGUUACCUUACAAUUAUGUUAAUCAACAAUUAGCAGUAUACCUUGCUUAUGUUCACUCCCAACCAUAUACUCAUAUGAGUCCUUAUUUUAUCGGUGUAUUGCUUGCAUUUGUAUUACAAUCAAAGGAUCCAAUUAUCAAAAGAAAGAUACACUUACGCUUCAUGUGGCUUCUUUGGUUCAUAUUUAACACAAUUAUUUUUGGCUACGAAUUUUAUAUCAACUUCAAUAUUGGAACAAUGUCUUCUACUGUUUCCAUCAUAUAUGCCAGUUUUUCACGAAUCUUAUGGUCAUUCUUGUUUGCUUGGCCAAUUUAUUGUCUUCACUAUGGAUUCGUUCCUGAUGGCUUAUAUCGUUUCACUUGUUCUGGUUUCUUCAAACCCAUGGCGAGAAUCAAUCUGACGGUUUUGUUUAUGAAUGAAAUUAUCAUUCGAAUGCGAAAUGCUACACAAAUUUAUAUUGCCGAUCCAACAUUUUUCAAUACAUUCAUUAGUAUUGGUACUCCAGUCAUUGUGUUUACUUAUGCACUCUCGUUCAUCGUCUCAUCUAUGGUUGACGGCCCUUCAAUUAGUCUGGUUAAGAGUUAUUUAAAAAAGGAUGGUAAAUAUGAUGAAUAUCUGAAGAAGCCAAAUGUGAACUUAAACAACAAUUUAAUCAGCUCGACUCAACUAGAGAAGGAAAGUUCUAAAAAAGAUUGAGACAGAAUUCUUGAUCCAAUUUAAGGCUUAAUGCUAAUACUAAUGUUAAUACUUAAUGAUAAGGUAUUAAUAAAUUAGUUUUAUUUAAAAAGGAAAGAUCGCGCUUUUUAAAAUAUUAUAAUAUCUAUUACAUUUAUUAAAUAAUGACAACAAUUUAAA
Messenger RNA from Tetranychus urticae (two-spotted spider mite), 2512 nucleotides. Its product is annotated as nose resistant to fluoxetine protein 6-like. Lineage: Eukaryota; Metazoa; Arthropoda; Arachnida; Trombidiformes; Tetranychidae. The record is from RefSeq and is a predicted model, not a curated record.